Solenopsis invicta (red fire ant) is the source of this 1343-nucleotide messenger RNA. RefSeq names its product mitochondrial fission 1 protein (gene Fis1). The record is from RefSeq and is a predicted model, not a curated record. Gene Ontology annotation, molecular function: protein binding. NCBI's taxonomy places the organism in Eukaryota, Metazoa, Arthropoda, Insecta, Hymenoptera, Formicidae. The transcript has 4 exons. Gene Ontology annotation, cellular component: mitochondrial outer membrane; peroxisomal membrane. Bases 227 to 676 code for a protein of 149 amino acids. Gene Ontology annotation, biological process: mitochondrial fragmentation involved in apoptotic process; autophagy of mitochondrion; peroxisome fission.
UCGCAAUUCGCGUAUUCUCGCCUCCUGCGAUGUGUCAAGUCGCCUCUCAGUAAGUCGCCUCUCAGUCCCGCACCUGCAGCCGCGUUUUAGGAACCGGGAGAUUCGCGAUUGUAUAGCGGUAGCGCGACGGUCUCCUUUCGCCUCGUCUUGUCUUGUCCCGUCUCUCGGCUCGGUGUGUGGCAAAGUGCGCGCCGCUUACGUCAACGUUCAUCAAUCCGGAAAAGAAAUGGAGGACGUUUUGAACGAGGUCGUCUCUUCCGAGGAUUUGAAGAAAUUCGAAACUGUAUACAAUGAGCAGUUGCACACGUCGUACGUUACGCAAAAAGCCCAAUUUGAAUAUGCCUGGUGCCUCGUGAGGAGUAAAUACUCGGCAGACAUUCGGAAAGGAAUAUUGCUGCUGGAGGACCUCUAUAGCAAUCACGAUACGGAAAAGCGCGAUUGCCUGUACUAUUUGGCCAUUGGAAAUGCCAGAAUAAAGGAAUACUCCAAGGCACUGUCAUAUGUCAGGGCAUUCCUUCAGAUCGAGCCUGCGAACGUGCAAGUACAAAAUCUGGAAUCGUUGAUAAGGAAGAAGAUGGAAAAAGAGGGCCUUAUGGGUAUGGCUGUUGCGGGAGGUGUUAUUAUCGGUGUCGCAAGUAUUCUAGGCCUGGGUAUUGCGAUGGCAAAAAAACAUUAGUUACCCCUAAAAGAAUUAUUAGAACUGUGACUAUACAAUUACACUUGUGAUUUAAUUUAUUUGCGCGAAAUGGUGUGUAAUGUGCGUCAUAAUUGCCGUUUGAGACAGUGACGAGUCUCAAAUGUAUUAGAACGUUGACCAAAUCUAAUAAAUUAUAAUUUUUAACGUUAUUUUUCUAUUUAUCACGAAAAAAAGGGAGAACAAGGAAGAAAAUAUAGGGCUUAUAAAUACGAUUCUUUAAUUAGUUAUAUUAUUUAUAGAAUAAUUUAUGCCGUUUUAAACACCUCGCAUAAAAUGUGAUCUUCUUUAUGCUUCCCAAAAGUAUCUGUUUAAUAGUCAAGUCAAUUUAAUUUUCAAUAUCCGUUUGUUGUAUGCGAUUAUUUUUUUUUACAUUCCAAAGUUACAGGCGAUUAUUUUUCACAUUGUAUAUGUCACGCAUAAUAUUACAUAGACAUGUAUAUAUCAGUAAAUCAUUAUAGAUAUAUGUAUAUCGUAAUGAUUUAUAUUUAAAAUCAUGUUUAAUCGAAGCGUACCAAAGCUAUAAAUAAAAUUACAGAAUAAUAAGUAUUAUAGCUUUUGUAUAUAAUUAGGGUUAUAUUUACAGUUGUAUACGCGGGUUUGUGUUAUUACUGGAUCCUUUUAAUAAAAGUCAUUGUUUGAAGCUAUA